AUGGACUCUCAGCCCAACUACAAGCUCGUUGUCUCUCGCGGAACAUCUCCGCACUUAAAUUACUUUCACAGAACCAGCGAUAGCUCAACUAGGGCAGCAGCCCAAUACGUCUGGUCCCCACAUGUCGCAAAGCUCGAACUUUGUUUCCGCCUAUCAAAGCUCUCAUACGAAAGCAAUUCUGGUGGCCCUCUCAACGUUCCGAGAGGCAAGAUACCCUGUGUUGAGAUCUCCACCCCCGGAAGCCCUUCAGAGUGGGUAGCAGACUCUCUAAUUGCUAAAGAUUUCAUCCAUAGAGGUCUGCUGCAAGACAUGAACGCCAGGAUAAGCGGAAAAGAAACGGGGCAAGAUCUUGCAAUUCGCGCAUUGCUGGAAUACAAGCUCUUCUUCUACAAUGCACACGAACGGUGGACCAACAACUACUACACUGUGCUUCCACAGCGCUACUUGUUUGGUUACUUCCAAGGGACAGGGCGCUUUAUGGACGGGGAAAUUCACACCUUCCGCGAAGAGAUAUGGGCAGGCGUGCAUGUAAUAUUGGAAGACAGCCGGAGGAAGGCGACACAGGGAGAGUGUUUCUGGGUGUCAGGUGGCGAUGAACCUUGCGAAGCUGAUGCUACAGUAUAUGGCUUCGCAAUCAGUGCACUGGUAAGUGACUCCGGGCCGAUGGGCGGAGACCUGGUGAAAUCGGAGUGCCCUGCAGUGUUGGAGUACGCCACAAAAAUCCAUCAACGGUACUUUCCUGAUCAUGAGGUCUGGAAGUAGCAGUGCU
This is a messenger RNA of Cucurbitaria berberidis CBS 394.84, 769 nucleotides long. RefSeq lists its product as uncharacterized. The record is from RefSeq and is a predicted model, not a curated record. NCBI's taxonomy places the organism in Eukaryota, Fungi, Ascomycota, Dothideomycetes, Pleosporales, Cucurbitariaceae. The transcript is spliced from 3 exons. The coding region runs from base 1 to 762 and encodes 253 amino acids.